AUGAUUUCGUUGCCAGAAACAACCAGCUUCGACUCAUCAUCUCAAGUCUGCGCAAAUGCGAGUGGGUAUCUGUGGUAUAUUUGUACCUUCACCACGCCCUGGUAUGCCGGUUGCUGCGACAUCAACCCUUGUCACCCACAACCCGUGGGCUGUCCGCUCACUGCUCAGGGAGAGCCAGUGACGUACACGAUAUCCACAUUCACAUCGCCAUCCUCGCGUGGAGCUACCGCGACCAUAACAACUACCGCCGACAUCUCUUCGCAAACAACGCUCCCGGUCUCCAUCUUUCCGGCCACCCAAGAGGACAACCAAGAGGACAGCCAUGGUAUGACGAUCUCAAUCAACGCUCUCGUCGGGGUCGUGGUGGGCUGUACCAUUGCGGUCAUAUUCGUGGCCCUCGUAACUUGCAUGUGGUGGAGUCGGCGACGGCGGGAAAGGGAUGAGAAGCGUCAACAAGCACAGAGACUGGCAUCGCCACGGCUUGUGGACGAGGAGCUUGUUCCCCCGGGCCUAGAAGGCGUUUUCAACCCCAUGGCUUCGGAUGGCCCAGGCAGUAUUUUCGAUCGCGCUGAAGGCCGCAUGUCCAAGAUAUCUCACGAAAGCGGAUCGUUCCCCAUCCUACCACCACUAGGCGAUAGUUACUUGAGCGGCAGUACGCCCAGAAAACUUGCGACGAGCCCACUAUCACCAAACACGCCAAACACUUCAUCAACUAUGCCCAAAUCUGCCGAGCUCGACUCAAGCCCAAUGUGCGAACUUUCCUCUUCUGACCCCCCCAAACACGGAAAGUUGCCAUAUCCUCAACAGGAAGACAAACCCCGUGCUGACCGACCAACCGCGGGCGACGCUGAACAGUACUCAGCGAGAACGAGAGUCCAACACAUGUGUAAAUAG
This is a messenger RNA of Podospora anserina S mat+, 894 nucleotides long. RefSeq lists its product as uncharacterized. The record is from RefSeq and is a predicted model, not a curated record. The transcript has 2 exons. Bases 1 to 894 code for a protein of 297 amino acids. NCBI's taxonomy places the organism in Eukaryota, Fungi, Ascomycota, Sordariomycetes, Sordariales, Podosporaceae.